AUGGAUGAGAACGAGAAUAACGAUAAGUGGAAGGAGGGAGGGGGCGAGGAUAAAAAGACGCAUACAAAAGAGGAGGAGCAGGAGAAGGAGGAUGAUGUGGAGGAGGAGAAGAAGCGGUUUGCCCAAAAAAUUCCACUGAAAACAACCGACAAAAAAUUGAUUGCGUUUCUACGUCUCUACGGAAAGUACGAAGAAGGAUCGCAUUCUACCUGGCUGAAGAUUGAUUUAUGGAUUGUUCCAGCAGUGGGCCAAGCGUCCAUAGCGGGUGCGCCGGAGGUGUUCGUGAAACGAGGCAGCACCAUCUCACUGUUGUGCACCGUCAGCACCAAUCAGCGCACAGGUGCAGUCACGUGGUACCAGGGUCCGAGUCUGAUAGACUUCGACGCACCACGCGGGGGCAUCGCCCUGGAGACGGAGCGUACAGACGCAGGCACCACCAGCAAACUGCUGGUAACCCGCGCCGAAAUGGCUGACUCUGGCAACUACACUUGUCUGCCCGCGCAUGCGCGGCCCGCGUCUGUCUACGUUCAUGUGCUCAAUGGGGAACACCCGGCAGCGAUGCAGCAUGGUGAACACGCAUCUGCCUCAUCCAAAUUGGUGGCAUGGUCUAUAACCCUGCUGUCUGCCAUUGGUGCUAUAACAGACCUGUUAUGACAGAUCCAUUCCAUGGUCUCCCAAGUCUUUCUAUUUUGCCUGUUCAUUUCCAGAAAAAUAUCUUCCUCAAUUAAUUCUCCAUAAACUAUCAGCAUUUUGUUAAUAUUUUGUAUACCUUUCGAGUGAAUAAAGUUUGAUUUGAUUUGAUUUUUUUCGAA
Molecule: messenger RNA, 812 nt
Organism: Nilaparvata lugens (brown planthopper)
Lineage: Eukaryota; Metazoa; Arthropoda; Insecta; Hemiptera; Delphacidae
Exons: 4
Coding region: 1-654 (217 amino acids)
Biological process (GO): synapse organization
Cellular component (GO): neuron projection membrane
Source: RefSeq, a predicted model, not a curated record